ACAGCGGACGGACCAAUCUCGUAGAUACAGCGCAUGCGCGGAAACCAAUAUGGUUUGUUACAUGACAGUUUUUCUCGAGGUAAAUUCAGUGUAAACUUUACACAAGAAGACAAGCACAGUGGUGCAAUGGCAGGAGAAGAGCAGGAGAGCAAGAACAAGGGUUUCAGGCUGCUGGGGAUUCUAGAUGUCCAGAACACUCCGUGUGCCAGAGAAGCCGUCCUGCACGGAGCCGGGGGCUCACUGGCUGCGGGCCUGCUGCACUUUAUAGCCACGAGUCGGGUGAAGAGGUCUUUUGACGUGGGAUUUGCAGGCUUCAUGCUCACCACCGUUGGGUCCUGGUUGUACUGCAGGAUGAACAACGCUAAGCUUCGUGUGCAGCAGAGGAUGAUCCAGGAUGGCAUCAAGAACAAGGUCGUGUACGAGGGGACCGCUCUCGACCCCACAAUCAAACCUGGAGCAGAAACUCCCCCGGGGCCCUCGUGACCUCCGACGCUUGUAAUCCUGCCGCUGUAAGAACUGGGAGGAGAAGAGAGGACGCUGUCGGGGGCUUCAAAGGCUCAACAUACACUGUUUUCAAAAGACUGACUUCAGCGGGGAACUUCUCAGCUCCACAAAUGAUGGAAGGAACUAAAACUGCAGUGUUCCAGUGACGCAGCAAAUAACUGAAGCUGUUCCGAGAUAUUUUCUGAAUGAUGUUUCACCCCUAAAUUUAAAAAGCAAAUGUAUCCAUUGCAUUUCCCUCCUUCAAACCCUGUGAUGAAUGACAAGCUGUGUUUCCGUUCUUGUUUGUUUGAAGCAGUUUGUUCUGCAACUAAUCGACCAGUAAAGAAAGUCCACAGAACUAACACAGGCCCACCUAACCCCUUACUCUGGAGGCCAACAGGAUGUCAUCUGUCCAUGUCAAACACCUGCUGUGACAUCACGGAUUGGGCGUGGCCUAAUGUGUAAUGUGCUGGAGGUUUUAACCCACAAAAGACAAAGCAGCAGAUUUCUGUGUUCAGGGAUUUAAAUUCAGUGUGUGUGCGUGUGUGUGUGUGCGUGCGCAUCAUGGUAUGUUUCGUCAUGUGCUGAAGUUUAAACACUUAUUCAGAUUGUCCACCUUUUAAUGUCCUCAAAUAAUCAUUAAGUAAGUGUGUAACUGAAAUCUGUAUCUUUGGCAGCUUUGUAACAAUAUUACAUUUGCUUCAUAUAGUUAGAAAGAAUAAAUGAUUCUACUUGA
This is a messenger RNA of Cottoperca gobio, 1219 nucleotides long. RefSeq names its product cytochrome c oxidase assembly protein COX20, mitochondrial-like. The coding region runs from base 34 to 483 and encodes 149 amino acids. Lineage: Eukaryota; Metazoa; Chordata; Actinopteri; Perciformes; Bovichtidae. Gene Ontology annotation, cellular component: mitochondrion; mitochondrial inner membrane. The record is from RefSeq and is a predicted model, not a curated record. The transcript has 4 exons. Gene Ontology annotation, biological process: mitochondrial respiratory chain complex IV assembly.